This is a messenger RNA of Dicrocoelium dendriticum, 7739 nucleotides long. The record is from the annotation of a GenBank genome assembly. NCBI's taxonomy places the organism in Eukaryota, Metazoa, Platyhelminthes, Trematoda, Plagiorchiida, Dicrocoeliidae.
AUGACGAUGAUGGCCACUCCUUUGGAGGAGUUUUCUAGAUCCAGCGAAGAAAUAGACCGGCUGGCGCUUAGAAUCAGUCUUGCUGAUGACGAUGAACAGUUUGAGAAAGUCAUUCACAAGUCUCUGGUGUAUAUGUUAAAGUGCCUGACCUUAUAUGAGGACCACAGAAAGAAGCUUAUGGAGCUCUUGGGUGAUGUCACGAGACGCCUAAAAGCCAGGCCUACCAUACAAGUUCCUGUUCGCGAACUUUUUCUAACUUACAAUGAUCAAUCGAAUUUGAUCUUUUUAAGCAACUUUUCCCAUAUGUACCUUAGGCUUGGAUAUCCUCGUCUUCCUGCGCCACAACAAAUUAAACUCCUCCCACUAUUGUUUACUUCAUUAACCGAGGACAAGCCGGUUUACCAGCGUGAUGCGUUGCUGCAUAUUACUCUACCCUUUAUUGGAAACGUUACACCUGAAGCAGUCCCUCGAGACAUUGGUCUCUCCGAAAUGCCACUGCAGAGACGCUUUAUCACGGAGUUUUAUUCCCUUGUUUUGUUGACUCCUUACAACUUGCAACGUCUAGCUCGCUUCGACGGCAAUGAUUCGGUUAUCCCAGAUGGCUUCAAUUCAUAUGACCUGAGCCGCGUUGUACACGAUCGAUUUUCGAGUAUAGCGUCUGCAGAGGAUCUAGAAAAGUAUAAGCUGGGCUUGAUACAGUUCUACUCUCGUCACUUUUUCCCGGCCGAGGAAAGUAUCAUACCUAUUCUCUUCGGGUAUGGUGACACACGACAUUCGGUGGUGUCUACUGCGGCCAAAGAGCUCCGGACUUUGAGCAUGAUCGUCGAUUGGGAGGAUGAAGUCCUGCUGAGCCGUCUGCUAACCUGGUAUCUGGGACGACGGAGGGAAUUUGAUCCAAAGGGCCGCACCGAGCUACGGCGCCCUUUGAGUCCCACAAUGAGGAUUAAGUUGGGUCAUUACCUUUUACGAUCUAAAAUCACUUUGCCUGGUUUGCUAGCCCCCAGUCUUGUGGAAGCCGCUCUGCUUUCCCUGGAAACUGCUUCAACGACUCCGGCGUCUCACGCUGCGGCCCAGCCUCAGGCAGCGCCUGCAGCACAAGCGUCAGGUCCUUCUGUUGGUCCGGAUGGUCCGCAUGCGUGCGAUGGGAGUUGUGCUAAUCAUGCACCCCAACCAAAUCGACACCAGACAGAGGAGAACUCCAACCCUCCAGCAGCCCCUCAGCCUCGUGCGGUGACUAACCCCACUUCACUCGCUCAAAGAAAGCGCCUGGCAGAACAUGGACUGGAUCUGCUAGCCCAUCUUAUCAACAAUAUUACUGCGCUCAACGGGCCAGCCUCUAUGGCUGCUUUACGUUGCCUGGUCAACUUUGUUUACGAAAAAACAGCCGAUGAGCUCACCGCCUCACGAGCUCGCGGGUUUGAACUUCUAUCCCGAUUUCUGACGCGGGAUCCAAAUUAUUUGCUGAAAGAUCCCGCCCAGCUACCUCGUCUUUUUGACGUGUUAUCGGAAGACAAUCCAACCGAAUUGAAGCUAGCAGCGGCUAACUGCCUUCGGCGCUUAGCCGUUACCUUCCAGGACGCACAGCGACAAAAUUUUGCCUUGCGUAACCAGUUAGGAAAGCUGGAGCGCUUACUGUAUGAAAAUAUUGAGAAGCCCGACCCGCUGUGCCGACUGGUGUCAGUCAACUUUGCCGGUCUUAUUUAUCCAUCGGACCAUAUUCCCACGCGGUACUUGAUACUCCAGGCUUUGGGUGAUAAAGACCAACACGUUCGUAAAGAGGCAUGUAUGGCGUUCGAGCAGUUCCUGGAUCCCAAUAUCAUACAUGAUAUUGUUUGUGGCCGGGUGAAAUUGCCAUCCUUUGUGGAGUUUGUUAAUCACGAUACUCAGCAUUCGAGGAAAAACCCUUUCGUCGAAGUUGAACGCCUAAUUCCAGUAGUUCAGUUUAUUCGUCUCUGCCUCUUGGCCACUCGUGGAGCUUUGACGCCUGCCCAGGAAGCUGGACUAACGUAUGAAACUGAGGACGAAGUCCGGUACUUGGUCAAUCAGACAGUGCGGUAUUUCCUGUCCAUUGGAUCCAACUCCCCUUCCCAGUCUUGCAGUUCAAAUGCGAACGCUAGCACUAGCCCUUCCGCAUCCCCAAACUCCUCAACUGUAACCACCGCAUCAAUAAGCCCUGAACAAGCAAAGCGCAGCAUCGACACCUACUUCCGACUCAUCCAAGUUGUUAUUUUCGCCCGCUCCCAACAUUCUAAAGAAUCUCCCAAUUUUCCCAAUUAUUUGGAAGAAGUCUUGGUUGGUAACACGAAAGAACUUAUUACCUGCAACAAACAACUAUUCGAUCGAAUAAAUAAUGUACUUCUGGUUACUCCGAGAGGUGUGAACUGUCGACACGCUUGUGCCUCCGUCUACAGUGUUGUGGUUAUGGAGACAGAGCCACCGGCGCAAGCUCUACAGACGGCCAAAAAGAUGCUGGCUUCCAUACCUUCACCAAGCAGCCAUAUUGAUGGGGAAAAUUCGCACGCAGCCCAGGGCAUGUUUAUGGGUGCAGCCUACCUUCUGGAGCGCCUCUUCUCUCGUUAUGUAGCUGUGCAACCAAAUGGAUCGUCCGCGAGCAAAGAGAAUGGAACUGCUUCCCCAGGAAUCAGUGCUGGCGCUUGUACGGAGCAGCCCACCAAUCCCGGCAAUACGCCUUCCAAGAAGGGCAAAAAAGAUAAGCAACAACAGGGCCAGCAACAAAAGCAACUGCGAGCUGACAUAAUCAGCGCAAUUGAGCACUUCACAAACCUGAUGUCUCCGUUUUUAGUGAAACCUAGUUGCCUCUCUUCGUCGAAUGAUCCAAAGGAUAAACGGUCCUCUGAUGCCGGCUUUUACAGCAAUGCUGCCGUUGCUCAGGCUACUGUGGCUUCCCUAUUGGAAUCACUGAUGAUUGUCCUCAGGGCUGGGUGUCUGUCCCAUUUACCAGAGGGAUCUUUGCCAAUCACAGGGAACCCUCCUAAUUUGGCCCAAUCCAAAGCUGCAAUGGUUCACCGUAUCGGUUCUUACUUGUCUUUGCCAGUGUCCCCUGCCAGUGGCGAGGUUUCGGGUGCACCGUCUGGGCAACUUCAUGUGGUUCUAGCGGCGUUACGUGCUUUGGCUGCUUGUUGUAUGGGCGAAGGAAUCGAACGCGUGUCCGAUUCAAGUGGCAAAACUUCCAAAGAUGCAUCUGUCUCAGUUUGCUCCCACCCACACACUAUUGCCAUCAUGAAACUGAUGACAGACACCACGGAAAUUAGCGACCCAAGCUUGCACCUGGCUGUCGGCGUCUCUCUAGCUGAUUGCUUACUCGGUCCUGCCUCCCCGCUAAAAAAGCACUGGUACGAACGUGUGUACCCUCUUGUUGUGGACUCCGAUGCAAUCGAAGUGGCUGUAGCCAGUCCGGCCGGUAUCUGGCUUGCGCGGCAUUUGGAUGGUCUUCUUUCCCCUCGUACCGGUCAAACGCGUACGCGACCCGCUACCUUAUUCGCUGCUCUCUGGACUUUGGCUUUGGUUCGUCGCUUGGGUCCUCUGCCGACUUCUCUCCUGCCUGACCGCCUGAUCAUUGAUCUCUUAGAGGAUAAAGAUGAAUCCGUGCAAUGCGUGGCUGUCGCGACUCUCGGACAAAUCUACGAUGGGAGCUGCGAGGAAGAUCGGGUCGAGUUAGUUGCCAAUUUAACGAAAACUAUUGCCGGUAACGAGAAACGACAAGUUUCACCCGUGUAUCGUGAGUUGUGCAACUUAGCCCAACAAAUUGGACGGCCCGAUCUGGCCCUCUCGCUAAUUGUGUUGGCCAUCGCCCCACCUCCAAAUGCUCGUCUACUCGCUGCCGGUGGUAUACCCGCUGUAGGAUGCAGUCUGGCCGCUAGCGUUACCUAUGCCGGGUUAAUUCGGCGUCUUGGGCGUGCCCUCGCACCAGCUGUUCCUCGUUUGGUCCCCCGAAUCUUUGUUCGUCGUUUUGACUAUGCCCGUCCGAAGCUGCGCCAGGCGAUAGAAAACUUGUGGGUUGGUCUGGCUACGUACGCCUCGAAUUCCACUGCGCUUACGGUACCAUGUAUCACUUCAUGUUCCGGCUUAACCUUAAAUGGCAUGCAGCCCCAAACUACCACCCAACAACAACAACAACAACAAUCAGGACCUUGUAUUCCGAACUCAGUACAUGUGUUGUCCUCGGAAAUGAUCGAGGCACACUUCAACGCAAUCAUUUGUGAAAUUAAAACUCAACUUGGCUUUAACACGAUCAACGUCGGACCCGGAAACCUGUUGCCAAAUGUAACCUUGACCUCUUCUGAUGCAGCCAUUUCUGCUCAAUGUGCUGGCUCAAAAUCGGUGCGAAACACCGGCACGCAGGAUCAGUAUCUUCGAGAUGCUUGUUGCCUUGCUAUUGCAAAUUUGACCACGCAUCCGGCCGCCGAUAAGCGUCUAGCGGGCCAUUUACCAGCGCUGUUGUCGGGUCUCCUUGGUCUGUGUGACGAACACAGUUCUCUGGCUAACGGCCCCUCAAUUCAUCCCCGAUCCGAACAGACGGAUACUUCACUGGUCACAACACCCUCUGAGGAAGCAGCAAUCGCAGUACAAAAGCUUGUCAUUCGUGUUCUGGAAAACCCUUGCUCUCGUGAGGCCGCCGCGGGACUCCUACCUGGUCUUCUUCCUGUCAUUAUUGAUCGUGCCCCGUGGACCCUUGGCUCCGUAACGGAACCCAAUUCCAAUAUAUCAGGGGACCAAAGCACUCAAUCUCAAAGUGAAUCACGGCGAUUGGCUUUGGAAUUGCUACUUGCUGCAGCCCGCACUGCCCGACCCUCUGCUCUGCGCCCCGCGCUUCCCCAACUAGUGUUGGCUGGCCUACAAACAAUGUCUUCCGUCCAUCCUUCUCUAGUUGCGAGUUUGAUGCGUCAAUCUAUCCAUCAUCUAUAUCAACUGUAUAGUUCCGCGGGUUACAUCUCACCUGGCACACAGUCCUCUGGACUUUCUGCGCCUGCGGCCACUUCAACAAAUGGCUCAUAUUCUUCUAGCGUACCACCUUGUAUGAGCAGCAACAGAGAGAUUCAAAUGGCCGAGGUUUUGAGAUUGUGCGUCAGGUUGAUUGAUGACGUCUGCUUGUCUCGUCUCAUCGUCCCUUUUACCGAGUUAAUUCGCGCCGGUGGUAGUCCCUCCACUGCAACUACUGGGAGUGGCGCUCCAAUCUCUGCGGUUCGAGAGUCUGCUGCUGUCGCAACGGCCACCUGUGUAUUCAUCAGUCAUUUGGCUGCGGCUAACAUAAGCGCUUUAGCUGCGUCCAAUUCUUUCGCACGGAACAAUACUUGUCUUCGUUGCUCCUCUUCUGCUCUCGGUCUUCCAUUCUUCCCAGAUGGAACGGAACAACCAUCGGGUGAAAGUCCGAACCUUUCUCCAGGUCAUCGGCCACCUCCUCCUGGCUCUGUACAGUCUCCUCCAUCGCCAGUGGCUUCCAACUCCCCUUCGGUCCCAUCACCCGCUGGAUUCCUCGAUUCGCUUUCGACUGCGGCUACCUCAACAUCUGAAGUAGCAAACUCUGUAGGACACAGAUACCGCUUACCUGUUAGUAGUCUAAAGCAUGGACCGUCCUCUUUAGCUACACCUUCUGGACCUAAUGGAUCCGUUGUCAAUGGCCGUCCUAGUGUUCCUGGUCCUGGUGGCGGCUUUGCGUCACUCAUACCACACACAGGUAAACUUUUGGCUGCCCUACUUUCGGCCCUACCUGGUGCGUGCCGGCAUCCCGAGUCCGCUGGAAAGACGGCCCAAAUCGAGAUGGCUCGUGCGCUAGCCAGCUUGCUGAGGUUCGCCAAGAGCACGAGCGUUGCCAAGCUCUUCAAUCGCGUCCGUUCUUGGUACAUUAAUCCUGAGCCGGCUACCUGUUCCAACGAUUCCUCGUCCGUGUCAACUAGCCAUUGGGCUUGCGCUCGGGUUAUGCACGCCGUUGCUCACCAGUGUCCAGAGCUACUCUUCGUUCACGCUGGUGUCACCCUCCCUCUCAUCUUUCUCAACCGUCAGCCCGACACUGAGGGAACCAACGCAAUUUUUUCUCAACUGGACUAUGCGGCCACCCAAUCGGUUGUCCUACCCGCUUGUGACUCGACUCGCGAUUGCAACGAUCCCAACAACAAUGCUACACACCCAUCUGCUACGCAAGUUGAAAUUCCUGGCGAAUCGGCAUCUAUUCAACAACUUUGGCAAGAGACAUGGGAACAGCUGAUGUCUAAAAUUCCCCCAUCCUCCUGUUCGUUUCCGGCUUUGUGGCCAACUUCAACGCUGCAGCUAUUUGUGCCUUCUGUAUGUGGUCUAGUGACCAGUUUCUUGCGACCUCCUUUGUUAGAUCACUGCAUCCACUUACUGCAAGACGCCCUGCUGGACUGUUCUAGCUCGUCUGUUCGCACACAAGCUGCGAUGGCAAUUCUUCAUCUUGCUGCCCGUCUUAUCGGUCAGCCUAUCCCAACCACGACUCAGUCAGCAUACAUGCCAAGAAGAAUCAAAAGCCAUCCCAGUCGGCUAAUAAAAGAUGCGAACAGAGAGACAUUACCCUCCACUGGUUCUAAUCGUGGACACAUGCAGUCAGAUGCGGCCACAUUUUGCGUCCCUACGACAACUACUUCCGAAGACUUGGGGAAAAAUUCAACCACAAAACAGUACAGUUCUUCCUCCGACAAGGAUGAGGAGAGCGAAAUUGACGGAGCGGGGGAUGAGGACAAUGAUGCCUUCGUUAGGGAUGACGAUGGGGAAGAAUGGGCGUAUCAGGCUUGGGCUUCUCUAAUCCAGCUUACUGCACGAGUCCUGAGUAAAAGUAAACCCUGGCCGGAUAAGGCUUGUCUUCUGAGAGCUACUCGUCUCCUAGCCGUUUACGCCCGUGAGCGCGGACUCGCGACAGAGGAGGCAAACGAAGAAAUCGUGCAUCAGCUGUGGUGUUCCCUUGUUCACGAGACAAAGAUGAAACCGUCUGAAGGCAUUAGUUCUGGUUAUCGGGCUGAAGCGUUUUUGUCCUUGGCUUCUUUGGCCGAAGCUUCCGGCAAAAAUCUCUUGCUCGACAGUGAACUUUUGACCGUUGAUGGAGACGAGGAGAAAUCAUCGGAUUGUUUACUCAGCCUUUCACGCCUAAUAGCACCCAACUGGUUAAAGCAAGACAAAUGCUCCGGUCAGUCUAAAAGUGCUACGAUUAAUCCUGAACUGAACGAUUCUGAGCUCGAGUUGGCUGUACGUGCAUUGGGUAUCCUAUGGCCUGCUGGAGGCGCUGAUGAACACUUGACUCGGUUCCCAGAUACCAUUUCCCUCCUGAAUUUCGUCAUGCUACAUGGCAACUGCUCCGUUCAAGCAGCUUGUCUGGCCAGCGUUCUUGGAAUACUGGCAAAGCUCACACCUGGGCAGAGCAAAAAUCUAGUCGAAUAUUCGGAAAAGUCAAUGUUAUGCACAAAAGAUGCUCUGGAGCUGAGCUUAAAAGAUCUGCUCUCUCGAAUCAAACGAGCCGCAGGGAACCAAAAGUCUCAACUUCUGCGAGAACAUGCUCUUGGAUGCAUCGCAGCGAUCCUAAGGCAUUCAGGUUUCCUGACCCUCAUUCGUGAACAAGUCAUCCAAACUCUCCAAGUUUUCUCAAACGACAGCGUUGCCAGCUUGCGUGAUUGCGCCAUGGAUUUAAGAAAAAGUUUUUAAUAACUUGUAACUGGUUGUUAAUGUUUGCUACGAAAGAUAAAAGAUGAUUUUGUCUUGUCUGGGUUUCAGUC